Messenger RNA from Cololabis saira (Pacific saury), 643 nucleotides. It is a transcript of the gene smim22, whose product is annotated as small integral membrane protein 22. Bases 124 to 375 code for a protein of 83 amino acids. Gene Ontology annotation, biological process: regulation of cell population proliferation. The record is from RefSeq and is a predicted model, not a curated record. NCBI's taxonomy places the organism in Eukaryota, Metazoa, Chordata, Actinopteri, Beloniformes, Belonidae. The transcript has 4 exons.
GGAAGCUACAGGUGCGGCUCGGGGACGCGCAGCGCGCGCCCGGACGAGGAAGCAAACAGAAGAAAACAUUAGAACAAAGUGCGUUUCCAGAGAUUCAGCGUGUGUUUCUGAGACGAGCUGGACAUGGAGGACAGGAACAUCCAGGAGGACUUCCAGGACCAGUUCAAUGACGUGGUGUCCAGGUUCCAGUCCAAGGAGUUCUUCCAGUCGGACUGGGACAUCGCUUCCUUCGCCGUCUUCUUCAUCUUCAUCGGGAUGGUUCUGCUGCUCUUCAUCCUGGUCCUCGUCCGCUGCUGCUGCUGCUGCUGCUGUGACGAUGACGAGAAGCCGCGCAGACGGAAGGUCGGCAUCGACAACAUGGCUCUGGAGCCCUGACGGCGGAUCUGCGGACCAAACCUGACCGACGGAGAUGCAAACACAAAUUCUGUGCCAACACACCAUCCUUGAUUAGAUUUUCCACCUGUAAUCCAGUGAUUCCACUCCCAGAUCAAUCACAGCUCUGAGCUGCAGCUCUGCCCCGUGAAGCUCCUGCUGCCUUGUUUUUGUGCUUUUCUAGAUUUACAGGACUGUCUCAGAAAAUUUGAAUAUCGUGAUAAAGUUCUUUAUUUUCUGUAAUGCAAUUAAAAAAAAUAAAAUAAAUGUC